CAGACCCCUCGUAUAAUAAUACCACAAGCGUAUCAGUGUGGGCCCCAGCGGGCAGAGCCAUGGUAACUCCAAAGGACUACAUGUCUUUCAUUGAAGCGUUCUUGCCUGAUAUAUUUGAAUCAUUAUGUGAUACAGUCAGUUCUGUUGGUCGGGCCAAUAAACGGAUCAAGAAAUCUGUUGAUAGAACACUUCAGUUUCUUGAUGAGUCUUUGCAGAUUAGAGAGGAAAAUGAGAAAUUAAAGUCCAUUCCGAUAUUAGGAGCCAUUGAAGGCAGUGAUGUAAUGGAAGAGAGAAUCAGAUCAGCAAAGGAAACUGCUUUGAGACCAGUUGAUGGGUUUGUUAUUGAAGGGUUUCAGUUGGAUCAUAACAAAGAGGCAAUGGGAAAUACUAUUAGUACAGUCACUGGUUUACUGCCGAGUGAAAAGAUAAGAUUUAUCAACGGACUCUAUAGACCAA
This is a messenger RNA of Amphimedon queenslandica, 456 nucleotides long. Its product is annotated as queuine tRNA-ribosyltransferase accessory subunit 2-like. The transcript has 4 exons. Lineage: Eukaryota; Metazoa; Porifera; Demospongiae; Haplosclerida; Niphatidae. The annotation marks the transcript as partial. The record is from RefSeq and is a predicted model, not a curated record.